Messenger RNA from Chelmon rostratus (copperband butterflyfish), 11098 nucleotides. RefSeq names its product ras responsive element binding protein 1a (gene rreb1a). Gene Ontology annotation, cellular component: nucleus. Lineage: Eukaryota; Metazoa; Chordata; Actinopteri; Chaetodontiformes; Chaetodontidae. Bases 261 to 6071 code for a protein of 1936 amino acids. Gene Ontology annotation, molecular function: DNA-binding transcription activator activity, RNA polymerase II-specific; RNA polymerase II cis-regulatory region sequence-specific DNA binding. Gene Ontology annotation, biological process: regulation of transcription by RNA polymerase II. The record is from RefSeq and is a predicted model, not a curated record. The transcript is spliced from 21 exons.
UCCACCAUCACCGCCGUUCAUCAUCAUCAUCAUCAUCAUCCUCGCCCCCACCACCAUCAUCAUCCUCGCCACGAUGUCUCGUCGCAAGCAGCCCAACCCCAACAAAGUGAAGCUGUGAGCAGUGGUUGCAGACACACACACAACAAACCCCGCCCCCCUCCCGCCCCGCCCCGAGACACGAGCGAACGAGCGAGCGUUGCUUUACGAAAAGGACGGGCUGGGAAGUGAGCUCGAGUCAGCAGCCAACAUUCAGAGCCGUCAUGGAAAGCUCCACAGAGGAGCAGCGAGAAGAGAUAACCGAGGAAGAGUCGGAGCUAACAGAGGAGAAAACGCACAAUAACCUCAAAGCAAUCAACGGAGUGAUGGAGGAGGCAGCGGAUGGAGGAGAGACGCUACAGAACGGAGAUCGAGGAGGAGGAGGAGGUGGAGGAGGGAUCAUGGGAGCUGAAGGAGGAGGAGACCUGUCCUCCAUCAACGCCAUGAUGUCAGCUGUGAUGUCAGCAGCAGGAACCAUCAACGGCAGAGGAGAUGGGGAAGGAGGGAGUGAAGUCACCUCAGCCAACUCCUCCGCGGGGCCCUCCCCGAGCCCCUCCCCCAGCAAGUCGCUCACGGCAGCCAUGAGAGCCCCGCCCGGCCGCAACGCACGACGCAACCAGGACACCAAAGACGAGAACUCAGCUUUCAUCUGUCCACUGUGUGACAAAAACUGUCAAACACAACACCAGCUCACCAUGCACAUCAGACAGCACAACGCCGACACCGGAGCGACGGACCACUCCUGCAGCAUCUGUGGGAAGUGCCUGAGCUCGGCCUCAUCGCUCGACAGACACAUGCUGGUCCACAGCGGUGAGAGACCCUACAAAUGUAACAUCUGUGGACAGACCUUCACCACCAACGGCAACAUGCACAGACAUAUGAAGAUUCAUGAAAAGGACCCGGCCAGCGGUCUGCUUCCCGUCAGCCCCCCCUCGCCCACCAAACGCCGCCGUCCAUCUGUCAAGAGGAGGCAGGAGGAGGAGAACGGAGAGGAGCCGCCCAGCAAGAAGGUGGUGGAGGACGCGGCGGCGGAGGAGUCGUCAGGGGCGGUCCGUGGAGCAGAGGAGGAGCUGCUGCCCUGUCCAAUCUGCUUCAAGACCUACAGCUCCAGACUGGAGCUGGACGCACACAUGGACACACACCCCGACACCGCACUGAGGUGUGAUCUCUGCUGCCUCUCUUUCCGAACCCACCGUGGUUUGCUGCGUCACAAUGCGGGGGUUCACAAGCUGCUCCCCCAAGACCCCAGCGGCCGCCCCUUCAUCCAGAACAACCCCUCCAUCCCCACCGGCUUCAACGACCUGGCCUUCAUCGACUUCUCCUGCAAGAAGUUUGCUCACAUCGCUCAGGUCUGGUGCGAGACAAACCUUCGUCGCUGUAUCAGUAAGUUCCAUCGGUUCGUGUGUGAUUGUUGCGACAAGGCGUUCCCCCUUCGCUCUGCCCUGGACCUGCACAAAACCACCUCCCACCCUGAAAAACCAACCGCUGACACACAGGAAGUGGAGGACGAGGCAGAAAACGGCGUCGAGAACGACCGUCAGGAUGUUGAGGAAGAAGCCGUGCCCUCAGAGCAGGCUAGCUUCCUGGAAGGACUGGGUCUCCAGCACAUCUCCAAGGUGAAGUCUGGUCCCACAGACGAUGAGAUUCAUCAGGCCCACCUGGACAGCAUCAAGGUGAUCCACGUGGAGCCGCCAUCCUCCAGCCUUCCUCAGGAACCGGCCUCAGGCUACCUGUCCGGAGGUCUGGGGCUGACUCUGGGGCUGGGUGUGGGUGGUUUGGCGGCCCUCAGCAUCCCCCUGCUAGAGGGCACGGGCUCUGCCUCAGCCCUGCAGGGCCUCUCCCAGAGAGAGGCCCUGAACCUGCUCUCCCUGCAGCCCUUCCAGACCGGCUUCCUCCUGCAGCCUGAUGGAGGCGCUGCAACAGGUAGUGCGGCCUCAUCUGGAGUCAAACCUGGAGAGGCAGGCGGAGCGGGGAUCAUGGAGCUGGCGGACAUCCAGCAGAUCCUCAAAGUGGCGAGUGCAGCGCCGAAUCAGAUGGGACUGACCCUCCCACCUCUGGCCAAAGCUCCGGGAUUUGCCGGAGGUCAUGGUCAAGUCCAGGGUCAGAAGGCGAUGCCUCCAUUGAAACCAAAACCUCCCAUCACCCCUCGCUCCAGCCUCACGGCGACAACUCCUCCCCCCCUCCAGAGCUCCCAGCAGGCCUCACUGGGCUGCAUCAGCCCCAGCCUGCCACCUCCCAAUCCGACUCUCUUCAAAACACCCUCGUCAUCGUCUUCAUCCUCCUCUUCAGCUGGCAACGGAGGUCAGUUGGAUGCAGAGUUUAUGGGUGACGCUCACACGCCUUUGUCUGAUUCGCCGCCAGCUGCUACCACAGCUGUACAUGAGGAGGCGGUGCUUAGCGGGCGAAAGCCAGGUACCAAAGGGGGAAACAACGCCAACGCCGGCUCUGCUAAAGGUUCUUUCCCGUGCCGAUUCUGCGACCAGGUGUUCGCCUUCUCCGGCGUCCUGCAGGCUCACAUGCGCUUCCACCUUGGCAUCCUUCCCCACCAAUGCAACAUCUGUGAUUACGUGGCUCCAGACAAAGCCACGCUGAUCCGACACCUGCGGACACACAGUGGCGAGCGACCCUAUGUCUGCCGGGUGUGCCAUUAUCCUUUCACUGUCAAGGCCAACUGCGAACGCCACCUCAGGAAGAAGCACGCCAAGACCUCAAGGAAGGACAUCGAGAAAAACAUCAAGUACGUCACCUCCACCACCACAGCGAAUAUCGCCGCAGCAAUCACCGCUGCAACGACCACCACCCAGGAUGCGGAGACGGGCUGCACCGGAGCUGAGACAGCGUGCCGGUUCUGUGGCGAGGACCUGAAGACGUACCGGGCGCUGCAGAUCCACCUGCGUACACACAACGGCUGCCAGAGGAAGCCAUUCGAGUGCCGGCGCUGUGGUGCCGCCUUCCUGGCCAAGCGCAACUGCAUCCACCACCUGCUCAAACAGCACCCCGAGGUGCAGGAGAGAGAGAUCGAAGAGCAUAUUGCCACCGUGCCUGCCGCUACCGUCGCCUCCGGUCGAGCUGCUGCGGCGAAUCAGAUGGUGCUGAAUGGGGUCAGUCAGCCUCCAAUCCAGGCGCUCCAAUCAGUGAAGGUGGAGGAGCUGGCUAACGUGAUUUAUACUGCAGAACUGGACCAGCCGCUGGACUUCUCUGCCACGGGUCGUGGAUCCGGCAGCCAAGUGGGGUCUUCUGGGGUCAAACUGGAGACCGUCUCCCCCAGCUUCGACUGCUCCGUCAUGGACCAGCCCAUUGAUCUGUCCAUCCCCAGCAAGAGGCAGAGGAGGGAGGCGGCGAGCGCCGGAGAGAAGAGGGAGAUCAAGACGGAGCAGAGCGGCAGCAGCAUCGUGGAGCAGCAGCAGGCUCUGGCUUCGUCCAAGGAGGAGAAGACGGCAAGCACCCUGCCUCCUCUACACCCUCACCCCCAACUCGGCUGUUACCAGCUCCCCCCCGGCUCCACCCCUCCCCCUACCUCCCUCCCCAACCUCAGCAACUCUACACGAGCCCAGCGCCUCAAGCCCCUGCUCCCCAAACCGGCCUCCUCCACCUCGUCCUCACCCUCCACAGCCCUGAAGGAGCUGCCUCCUCUGGCCUCCAUCGCUCAGAUCAUCCACUCUGUCUCUGGAGCUCCAGACCUGCUGAAGAGAGAGGCAGCCACGCUGGAGGGCAAACCCCAGGCGGCCAUCACAUCCUCUCAGGCCGACUCUGCCGCCGACGCCACAGGAGCCUCCGCCGCUCCGGAGACGCAAAGUGACGACACGUCUGAAGGGUCCUCCAGCAGGAAGCGCUCCAGGAAGAAGCCUGCUGCCCUGGCGGUGAAGGAGAAGGCCGUGAGCGGCGGCGGCGGCGGCAUCGACCUGGAGUCAAGCGGGGAGUUCGCCAGCGUGGAGAAGAUGCUGGCCACCACAGACGCCAACAAGUUCAGCACCUACCUGCAGACCGGAGCCUCAGACCUGGCAGGAAAGAGAGAUGUAGACAGAGCAGGUGGAGGAGAGGAGAAGGAGGGAGGAGCGAAGGAGGAGGCGAAGACCGCGGCCUCGGCCGUGGUGCCGCAGUCCAAAGGAAAGAAGAAUGCCUACUCCAACUCUGUCCAGAAGAUGACCUGCCCCUUCUGCCCCCGAGUGUUCCCCUGGGCCAGCUCUCUGCAGAGACACAUGCUGACACACACCGGCCAGAAGCCGUUCCCCUGUCCCAAGUGCGAUGCCUUUUUCUCCACCAAGUCAAACUGUGAGCGCCACCUGCUGAGGAAACACGGCGUGACUCACCGCACGCUGCGACGCAACGGCGCCCUCGCCAGGAAAGAUGGAGAUGAAGGAUCGCACGAGAGCGCAGAGAGUCAGUCAGAGACGGAGCAGGUAGCGCCAGAGGCACAAGAUCUGAGCGCCGCCGCAGACUCGGCCCCCGCCCCCGUCGCGGAUAACCCCGCGCCCUCCAAACAACAAGAGGCGGGGCCAACAACACCAAGCGCCACCCACGGUUGCAGUCCAGCUGCCGGCGGUGCAGAGCAGCAGGAGACCGAAACCACGGAGCAGCCGGACCAGCAGGGGGCGCCAGAGAGCAAGGCAGCACAGGGGAAACAGCCUCCACAGAGCAGCGGCACUAAGGUGGAGAGCGCAGACGAUGACGAUUGCCAUAGCAACAAAAGUCUGGACCUGAACUUCGGCAAAAAGCUGAUCGACUUCAAGCUCUCCACGUCCUCCGACCCUGCUCAGGAAGAAACACCCUCCCAGCCUUCAUCCUCCUCUAACUCCUCAUCCUCCACAUCCUCUACCUCUGCUCCCCAAGCAGCAACAGAGAGCCAAGAGAAGGAGAAAAGUGCUACAACCUCCUCCUCCUCCUCCUCCUCCUCCUGCAGCAGCCCUGUGGUGAAGCAGCAGCCAGAGUACAAACAUGUGUGCCGAGUGUGUAAGAAGAGCUUCCGCUACGCCACCACCCUCGCUCGCCACGAGAGGGCGCACCUCUCCGAGGAGACGCCGACCGCGGCGCCGGUGGAGGAGAGCCUGUCGGCGAAAGAGGAGGCGAUGGAGAGCAACGCCGCCAAGUCGACAGAGGAAGAGAAAGAGGAGGAGCAGAAGAAGGAGGCAGAGAUGGAGGAGGAGGAAGGAGGAGUGAGAGGAGGUGAGAGUGAGGGGGGAGAGAGUGGGGAGUCGGAGGAAGAGGAGAAGGAGAAGGAGGAGAGAAGCGACGAGGAGGCGUCAGAACCAAAGAGUUUAGAGGGAGGAGAGGCGUCAGGAAGACGAGUAGACAAGAGGAAGAAGAUCUGUAACGUCUGCGGCAAAAGAUUCUGGUCUCUGCAGGACCUGACCCGACACAUGAGGUCACACACAGGUGAGCGGCCCUACCAGUGUCAAACCUGCGAGAGGACUUUCACCUUGAAACACAGCCUGGUCCGCCACCAAAGGAUCCACCUGAAGCCCCGCGGAGCCGACGGAGCCUCGGCCGGGAACGACGACGCCAGCGAGGACGGAGACUCCUGCGCCCCGACCCCGACCUCCACCUGCCCGCCGUCCGAGAAUGAGAGCGAGUGCGGCAGCGGCGCCGCGGGGGUCAAGGAGCUGGAGGAUGAGGACGUUAAAGAGGAGGGCGAGGAGGGUGACGGAGCAGAAUCGGCCUCGGCGGAGGAAGAAAGCCCUGCAAAACAGAGCGAUGGCGUCGCGGAUUCGGAACCACCAGCCGCCGUCACAUCCGAAGAACCAGACGCUGAGCAAAAAACUGAACUUUCUGCAAACUCUGCUGACGCGACUCCCAGCCAACAAGCUACUGACACAAAGACGACUGCCGGCGACGACUCAGCCGGCGACCUGAAAUCUACACCCGAAUCAAACCUCUCCAAAGACUCCUCUCCACCACCCCCCAGCUCUCUGCCGGUGGAGCCCGCGGCAGCUGCCCCCGCAGAGGGCUUCAUCCAGGGGCUGCUGGAGAUCCAUGCCAAGCCCCCUCUGGAGCACAUCCUGCCCAACGGAGAGCCUCCUCUGGUGGGGGUAGACUGAGGAGAAACUCCGGCCGUCUCACGCUGUCUAAACCAACGCCACCACAGUGCCAUACGACGGACAGACGCUACACCAUUACUGAUGAUGAUGAUGAUGCAAAAACCAGCCCGGAACACUUUUUUGAUGGAAAGAAAGACGAAAACCUCGUUUUCUUGAAGUGCCUUACUACUAGUCCUACUUCUAAGAGAUGUUUUUGCUAUAUCUUUAUCUGCAUUAUUACGGAGGAUGGAUCUAAUUUUUAUAGCUUUUUAUGGUGACAAUGAUUUGCAUUACUAUUUUUUUGUGCGGGGAAUCUAUAUUUCAGCAAUAAAAAGAAUAAAGUUAUGAUUUAUUAUUGUUCUAGAUUCUGUUUGAGAAUUGACGAUCAACUUAGGAGGCGCAGAGAGACAAAGACUGAGAUGGACUGUCAGCAUCUGCAUGGAUAUUUCUGUAUUUAAACCACACAGCAGAGACGGAGCGAUCCAGUUUCCAGAUCUGAACCGGGUUUGGAUUUGAGAGCAGACUAGUCGGGGUGGGGAACUUGAAUUGAAAGCCACAGCGGCUUCACAAAAUGUACCAGCCGCUUCUCCUGCUCGACCGGCCGUUCAGAUAUUUUUGGAUAAACCGACCUGGCGGCGGAGGCCGGGCGGACUCGGCUUCACCGGCAGGUGACUUCCGUCGGAUCGUGAUCGUCUCUCACUGUGUGACAAAGGAAGCUUUUUGUAACUGGAAAACACAGAAAGGCGGUGCUUCUGGCUCGCUUCACAUCAAUCCCCGUCUCUCAGCUGGCUCAGAAAACACAUGAAACAUUCACGAACUUGUCAAAGUCGCAAGUCGGUUAAGUCCUGAAAAGGGCAGAUAGUGUCGAUCAGUUUGGGUUCUUCGUGUUGUUGUUUUUUUAAACCCAUCACACUAUUGGUCCCUUUAUCCCUCAAUGCCACCUUGUGAGUUGGUUUGUGUGUUAAUAAUUUCUCAUUCAUAAUCAUUCUCAGUUGAUUCCAUGUGUGUACAGAGAGCUCAACAUGUGGCACGUGAUGCUAGAGUAUUUUGUUUUUUGCGUGUGUGCGAUUAUCAGUGACGUUUAGGUGUCGGGAGGGGAAUUCUUGACUUUUGUGGAUUUUUUUUUAUAACUGAACAAAUCAAUUUUUUGUUGUGUGUGUGCGAAUGUGUGACUCCCACCUGUCUCUCAUCAUCGCCCCCUAGUGUUCAUUUAGGGUUUAUCACAGGGCCCUCAGCGUGCUAAUGUAUGUCGCCGCUAACAUGUGACCCAGGUUCAGUUUACCUCAGCCUUUGCUUAACUGCAACCGUGAAAACAACAAAUGAUCAGCUCUGUAGGCAACCCUUUAAAUCCUGUGUCUUCCUAAACAGGGCUAGCAGGGCUAAUUCGUUGCUAGCCUGGUUUCCACUGUGGGCCAAGUCAGAGCUAGCUAGGGCUAACUCAUUAGCGUGGCACGGCUAGCAUGGCUAGCAAGGCUAACAUGGUUAAGUUGUUCCUGGGUUAGCUUGCACAAUGGCCCAAACAGAGCUAACUAUGGCUAAGUCAGUAUCAACUACAGUGUAAAAUAGAGGUAGCAAAGGCUAAGUCUGGCCUGGUUUGUGUAAUGACCCUUCAUACAAACACAAGAAAAACUUGACUUACUCAUUACCUUAGUCUCCACCACAGCUUUUAAAAGGGCUAAUAGUAGCUAGCUGUAGCUAUUAGCCUGUGUUGGCUAAACCAGCCACAGGGUCGAAGGGCUGAGACCAGACCAGACCAAACUGAACUGCUUUAAUUUGGUUAAUUUCUCUUGUAUGGUGAGUUAGUGCUAGCUAGCUUGUGACAUUACCCUGAGCUUCGCACAGUGGGCAUCAACCACAGGCUGAAAUCACAUGCUAACUAUGGCUAACUGACCAGAGCAGAUAGGUUAACCAAGCUACCAAUUAGAUUGUUUAACUAGUUCGUUGUGGUCAGUUAGCUCUACCUAGAUCUAACCGUUAGCCUGAGUUUGGUCAGUGGGCCCUAAGAUAUCAAUAACAGGGUAAAAACACAUGCUAGUAAGAGCUAACUGACCAGACCAGACUAGUUCAUCAAGCUAACACAUCGCAUCAUAGUUGGUUAACAGCAUUUCUAGCAAAUUACAGGUUUAGCUAGUCGUCUGUCAGUAUUAUCUUAGUAUCUUGAGUUGGCCCUGGACCGCUUUAGUACUGUUUGUGCCUAUUUAGCCCCGUCUUCUACGAUGUGAAGUCCAUAAGACGCCUUCUUGUUCCAGUCUAUCGAGAGACAAGCAGAAGAGCUAAUAAACUUUCAUUUUUACGUGACAUUUACUGCAGCUGCGUUGUUUGGAAACGCCGAACGCGAACAGUCAGACAGUGUGUUGACUUAUCAUCACCGAGGUUAUCAGACAUCGGAAGACACGUGGCUAUGAAUCUGACGUUAGAGACAAUCAGUUGUAAUUCUUAAAUGGAGUUUUUAAGACUAUAUCCCACAUUUAAAUCGCAAUAAUUUCCAGAAUGAGGUAGUCAACACGGUGAAAGGGAUGGAAGGAUGGAUGGCUGGAUGGAUGGAUGGAUGGAUGGGUAGGUUGGGGGUGGGUGAAUGAACUGUAUUACCCUGCUGCACACACAAACAGACACAAGUAAAAGGGCUAAUUCCACCCCUUUGCACCAACCUAACCGGACAUUUCCACCACAGGAAAGAUCACUUAUUGAUCCUGAUGUCGCGACCAGAGGGGACGGGUAGUGUGUGUGUGUGUCUUUCCUUGUCUUGUGUGAAGAUCAAUAUAGCUAAUUUUUCUUCUUGUACAUUUUCGUUUCUGUUUUUUAUAUAAAGCAACCUCAUAAACAAAACGAAUCGAACCUCAGCGGCUCAUAACGGAACUGUAAGGCAGCGACGGUCGGUCAUUCAGUCGGUCAAAAAGCGAGAAACGUUGAACAACCACAGCUGAAGUGGCUGACCGGACGCUGCUGUCAACUGGCACUAACAACUUCCAAAACUACUACUACUACUACUUCUACUACUAGUACUACUACAGUGGAAUAUCGCGACACAAUCAAGAGAGAGAGAGAGCGAGAGAGAGAGUUUCCACUGGUUUGUCUGAACUUCAUGUCUCACCUGUAGAUCCCUGCCCGACCCCUGACCGAUCACACUGCAAAGAGUGAAGGGAGACAAUUAAAUGUGGAUUUCUGCAGAUUGAGCGUCUGUGCAAUGAAAAAGCCUUUUCUGUCGUGUUUGGCACAGACUGGAUCCCAGCACCGACUGGUCGUCAGCUAACGGGCUAACUGUCAACUUGCUUGCUAAUGCGACAAUAAGUUCAUGCAACUCCCGUGAAGGUUUUUGUGACAUUGAUUCGUGACUCCCAGCGGCCACGUUGCUUCUGCAGAGCAGUUUAUGCUCGAACUGAGGAGGGUUUUACAAAAAAGUAGACGAUGCUACACAGCUAAUAAUCUACGAUAGCGUCCUCUCCAGCUCCGACGUCAGCACUGUCAAAACACUUAGCUGUUGGUCAGUUUCAGCCAGGUAACAGUUAAAAAUUUACAGGUACUUACUUGAGCAAAUCCAAAAUGUUUCUGUUUUGUGGAUUUACAAUCCAGUCCUCACUGAGGCUGCAUGAAAAAAUAACCAGGUGUAACGCUGACAUCUGCUGGUGAAAGCAGGCAACUGCUGAACGGCUAAUCUGCUAGUGGCCUUCACACAAAGAAAGCCCUUUUCAUUAAUGACUUACAGAAUCAUGAGAUAAAGAGCACAAAUUUUAAAUGAAAAUUAUGAUUUGAAAAAUAUUCCACAUCUGUGAAGAAACUCUCUCCCUCUCAACUUUGUCAGCUCCACCUGUACACCUGUACAUCCCUCUCCCUCGGGAAUAUGCGUUAAUGUACGUCUGACUUUGUGUGUGUGUGCGUGUGUGUGUGUGUGCACGGCCAUAUGAAUACUGGACUUCCAUUCGAAUGCACAUAGACUGUUUUUAAAUGUAUUUAUUUGGAGCCCAGGUGUGUGUGUGUGAGAGUGUGUGUGUGUGUGAGAGAGAGAGAGUGUCUGUAAUGACUUGAGAAGAAGCCAUGUAUUAAAAAAUAUCACAUUUAUGCUGCAGAACUGUUUUGAGGAACUGAUGGUUUGUGUCGUGGACUAUCGGCUUGCCGUAGAGCGCGGCGGACCGGGUGCGAAUCGGACUAGCAAUAAGAAUCCCUCUGAAUCCAAAAAGCUUUAUGUAGAUCUCCUGUACAGUUGAGAACAGACGGUCUGGGUCUCGUGGUUCUGUUGUUGUUUAUUUGUAGUUUGGCUGAGAAAUGAUUUCCUUGUUUAUUUUUUCUCUAUGAAAUAUAAAUGCAUAUAAAACUGUGAAAAUCCAUUGUGUUCAGUUAAAGGGUGAGUUUUAGCUUAGGUUUUUUUUUUGCAUGUUAUUCUAAUUUGUUUAAUUAUGGAUGAUUUCUCCUUUUUCCAUCUCUUCUCGCGCCACACACACACACACACAUAAAUAUAUAUAUAUAUAAAUAUCAAAAUAUAUAUAAUCUCGCUCUCAGGGUCUUUCACAAAUCCAUUACUCAAAAUGCUUCAUGUUCUUAUUUCCUGAGUUGCAACCUGUUCUUUCCAGGUCCUGAUUAUUUUGUCUUUUUUUAAAAUAAUGAUUCAGAACUGUCAAUCACUACAUUUAGCACUUGACUGUGAACUCGUCAUCACCUGACAGAGAGACGACGUCUUUGGAUUUUGGUGUUUUAAAGCCAGAGUGUGGUUGACGUGUUUGCUCCGUUCUGCCCUCUCGCUCGGACGUUUCUCGGUUUAACCCCGGUGUAACUUCCUGUCCUGGUCAGAGGUCAAAGGGAACGUCGGAGAGGAGAUUUCAGACCUCCUCCAACACAAACACACAUGGAUGCUGGACCUCAAUCAGAAAGUCAUGUGGGAAAUGUUUCGAUUUCCCGUGGUUGUGUUUCCAUCCUUCCUUCCAUCCCCUCGUCUCCUCUCCUCCCCCCACUGUUAGCAAAACAUGACAGUGUUUCACAAAGUCAAGAGAUGUAAACCUGUUCUGUAUUCAACCCAAUAAGAAAAGCAAUAAAGAUUAUAUUAAGGAAAGGUGUGU